Molecule: messenger RNA, 954 nt
Organism: Puma concolor (puma)
Lineage: Eukaryota; Metazoa; Chordata; Mammalia; Carnivora; Felidae
Gene: ACOT8
Product: acyl-CoA thioesterase 8
Biological process (GO): fatty acid catabolic process; acyl-CoA metabolic process
Cellular component (GO): peroxisomal matrix
Molecular function (GO): fatty acyl-CoA hydrolase activity
Source: RefSeq, a predicted model, not a curated record
AUGUCGUCCUCGCAGGCUCCAGAGGACCAGCAGGGCGGCGGCGAUCCCCCCGGGGACCUCCGCAGCGUCCUGGUUACCAGCGUGCUCAACCUCGAGCCGCUAGACGAGGAUCUGUUCAGAGGAAGGCAUUACUGGGUACCCACAACCCAGCGGCUGUUUGGGGGUCAGAUCGUGGGCCAGGCCUUGGUGGCUGCAGCCAAGUCUGUGAGUGAAGACGUCCAUGUGCACUCUUUGCAUUGCUACUUUGUACGGACAGGGGACCCAAAGGUGCCGGUACUGUAUCAGGUGGAGCGGACGCGAACAGGGACGAGCUUCUCUGUGCGCUCCGUGAAGGCCGUGCAGCAUGGCAAGCCCAUCUUUAUCUGCCAGGCCUCCUUCCAGCAGGCACAGCCCAGCCCCCUGCAGCACCAGUUCUCCAUGCCCGCUGUGCCCCCACCGGAAGAGCUGCUUGACCAUGAGGCCCUCAUUGACCAGUAUUUAAGGGACCCCAACCUCCAAGAGAUGUACCGGGUGGGACUGAACCGAAUUGCUGCCAAGGAGGUGCCCAUUGAGAUCAAGCUGGUAAACCCACCGAUCCUGAGCCAGCUGCAGAGCAAGGAGCCCAAACAGAUGUUCUGGGUGCGAGCCCGGGGCCAUAUUGGGGAGGGCGACAUGAAGAUGCAUUGCUGUGUGGCUGCCUACAUCUCGGACUAUGCCUUCCUGGGCACAGCACUGCUGCCCCACCAGUGGCAGUGUAACGUGCACUUCAUGGUCUCUUUGGACCACUCCAUGUGGUUCCACAACCCUUUCCGAGCUGACCACUGGAUGCUCUAUGAAUGCGAGAGCCCCUGGGCUGGUGGCUCCCGGGGGCUGGUCCAAGGGCGGCUGUGGCGUCGGGACGGCAUCCUGGCUGUGUCCUGUGCUCAAGAGGGCGUGAUCCGAGUGAAGUCCCGGGUCUCAGAGAGCAAGCUGUAG